AUGAUCACCGACGACGAACUCCACCGUUUGGCCGUCUUCCUCGGCUCCUGCGCCAUGAUGAUGAUCGUUCUCUACCACUUCCUCGAAGUCAAUGCGAAGGAUGAUGAUGAAGAAGUCGACGUCAAAAACAACAACAGCAAGCAAUCUACGGGCGCCUCGUCGGCUGGUUCGACUACCGCAUGA
Aspergillus niger is the source of this 183-nucleotide messenger RNA. RefSeq lists its product as uncharacterized. The transcript has a single exon. NCBI's taxonomy places the organism in Eukaryota, Fungi, Ascomycota, Eurotiomycetes, Eurotiales, Aspergillaceae. The coding region runs from base 1 to 183 and encodes 60 amino acids. Gene Ontology annotation, cellular component: oligosaccharyltransferase complex. The record is from RefSeq and is a predicted model, not a curated record.